AUGGCCUUGGCCUCCUCCGUCUUUGAAACCCUCGGCACCAAGCUUGGCUAUGUCGCCUCCAGCGCGUUGUUUCUUCUCUUCGCGGCUGGGCUAUGGUCGACAAAGCAGGCGUGGCAUCUCGCCAGCAGGUACCCAUUGCUCGGCGGCGAAUACGGCGGCGCCGGCAAAAGGGGCAAGGCGUACCUGUCCCAUGCGGCGGCCCUCUUCGAUCAGGGAUAUCGCCAGUUCAAGACGGCCACCUACCGUCUCACAACUCCCGAUGGCGAUCAUCUCAUUGUGCCCAACUGCUACCUCGACGAAUUGCGACGCCGGCCAGACAACGAGCUGGAUGUUCUGAAGGCCUUCGAGAAGACGUUUGAGAACAACCAUGUCCGGCUGUUCCCGUCCAAAGAGAAGACCAUCAUCAUCAACAACGUCGUCAAGGUCGACUUGACCAGGAACCUCGGGCGAAUCAACCCGCGCCUCUCGGACGAGGUCGCGCGCACGGUGGCGUCGGAGCUCGCGGGCUGCGAUGGCGCCGAGUGGACACCCGUCGUGCUGAGCGGGGUGCUGCUGCGCAUCGUGGCCGUCGUGUCGGGCAACAUCUUCCUGGGGCCCGAGCUGUGCCGCGAGGCCGAGUACAUGCACUGCGCGGUGCAGUUCACCGUCGACCUGGUAGCGGCGUCGGCCGCGCUCAAGCGCUGGCCCGCCUGGCUGCGGUCCGUCGCCGCCGCCACGCCCCUCGUGCCCCAGGUCGCCCGCGUGCACGAACACCGCAGGCGCAUGAAGGCGUUUCUGCGACCCGUCAUCGAGCAGCGGCGGAUGGAUAUGGAAAGGAGGCGCAAGGCUGACGAUGCAGAUGCAGUGCCGCCGCCAGCGGACGAUCUGUUCCAGUGGCUCAUGGAGAAGUCGGCGGCGAGUGGCGUUACCGACGCCGGCGACCUGACUGACAUGCUACUGCUUGUCCUGUUGGCUGCGAUCCACACGACCUCGUUGGCCGUGACGAAUCUUUUCUAUGACCUUGCCAUACGGCCUGAGGUGGUGGAGGAGCUGCGCGGCGAGAUCAAGUCUGUCCUGGCCGACAGCGGCGGCGUCAUGACGACACAGGCGCUUUACGACAUGAAGCUGGUCGACAGUGUCAUGCGCGAGUCUCAGAGACUGACCCCCCCGUUUAUUGAUGCCUUCCGGCGGUACGCAAUGCAGCCCAUCACGCUUCAGAACGGCGACCGCAUUCCCAAGGGGACGUACAUCGAGACGGCCAACACGGCCGUGCUGCGAGACCCGAGCCUUUAUCCGAGCCCCGAUGUCUUCAACCCCCGCCGCUUCUCGGCGCUCCGCGAACCCGACGUGCCGGACCCGCUAGGGUACAAGAACCGCGAACAGUACCAGUACAUCAGCGUGACCAAGGAGAAUAUGAGCUUCGGCUUCGGGCGGCACGCGUGCCCGGGCCGCUACUUUGCGGCCAACGAGAUCAAGAUGAUCCUGGCACAGCUACUGCUGCAGUACGACAUCCGGAUGCCCGACGGCGAGUCAGAGCGGUACCAGAGCAUCUGGAGCGGUGUCGUCAUUGCCCCGGACCCGACCAAGGCGCUUCUCUUCCGUCGCGUUGCGGCGUGAGGCACAGCUCGGGAAGCAGCCAAAAGGGCGGUUCUAGACAAUGCAGGGGUUUUGAAAAGCAGAACAAACAAAGUUAUAAGAUAGCUAAUAAGGGG
Molecule: messenger RNA, 1691 nt
Organism: Lasiosphaeria miniovina
Lineage: Eukaryota; Fungi; Ascomycota; Sordariomycetes; Sordariales; Lasiosphaeriaceae
Product: ent-kaurene oxidase
Exons: 7
Coding region: 1-1596 (531 amino acids)
Molecular function (GO): iron ion binding; monooxygenase activity; heme binding
Source: RefSeq, a predicted model, not a curated record